AUGGACAAGAUUGUGUGGCCGUCCAUAACAAAGGAUCACUACUCAUCUGUGUGUUUGGCUUCAUUCACGGAACGAAAGUCCAAACGUGUCGUAUUGCAGCGGGUCGACGCCACGAUUCAGCGAUGCUCGCGCACAGUGGCCGCUUGCAAGCGAUUUCAAGCCAUCCGGCAAUAUUUGCCUCAAAAUACAUCUACGGCGACCCAGCAUAUGGAGUAA
Aphanomyces astaci is the source of this 216-nucleotide messenger RNA. RefSeq lists its product as hypothetical. The record is from RefSeq and is a predicted model, not a curated record. The transcript is spliced from 2 exons. Bases 1 to 216 code for a protein of 71 amino acids. Lineage: Eukaryota; Oomycota; Saprolegniomycetes; Saprolegniales; Verrucalvaceae.